Messenger RNA from Anopheles marshallii, 1509 nucleotides. RefSeq names its product spermine oxidase-like. The transcript has 3 exons. Bases 1 to 1509 code for a protein of 502 amino acids. The record is from RefSeq and is a predicted model, not a curated record. NCBI's taxonomy places the organism in Eukaryota, Metazoa, Arthropoda, Insecta, Diptera, Culicidae. Gene Ontology annotation, molecular function: polyamine oxidase activity.
AUGAAAUUCCACACUGCUGUCGGUGGUAUGAUCGUUUAUUUGCUAGCGAUCAUCACUGUUAGCACGGUAAAUAGUGCGGAGAACCCACGAAUAAUCGUAAUCGGUGCCGGCGCUGCCGGUAUAGCGGCGGCGAGUCGUCUCUAUCAGCGAGGCCUGAAAAACAUCACCAUACUGGAGGCAUCGCACCGCAUCGGUGGACGUGUCGCUACAACUCCCUUCGCCGGUGGAGUUGUAGAACUUGGCGCACAGUGGUGCCAUGGUGAGAAAGGCAACGUGGUGUACGAGUUGGCCUCAGCGUAUCCCGGUUUACUCGAACCAUCCAUCGUUACCGACGGUGCUACCUUGGUACGUUCCAAUGGUGUACGUAUCGAUGAAAGCACUGUUUUAAAGGUCUCAACUAUGGCUAAUGAGAUCAUUACGUCGGUCGAACGGGAGGAUUUCGCGGGCAGUUUGGGUGACUUCUUUACGGAAAGGUACUGGCAAACUUUGCAAUCAGAUAACGAAUUUAGUGACAUAGAUCGAGAGCUAGCCGAACAGUUUCUGGUGUUCUAUCACAACUACGAGCGCGGAUAUGCGGCCUACGAUACGUGGUUCGAGGUUGCUGCCAACGAAACUGACAAAUACCAAGAAGCGGAAGGAAAUCCGACGAUCGCUUGGAACAGCGAGAAAGGGUAUUCUAUCAUCCUCGAUAUUGUGUCAGGCAAUUAUCUGGCAGCAAUGAAUACAACCCCGACGACACCGGUGCCCUUGAACCAGCUCGUUACGUUCGACAAAUUUGUGUCUAACAUUCAGUGGGAUGGAACAUCGAAUCAGCAAGUUCGCGUUACCACCGAUGACGGUUCCCAAUACGAAGCUGAGCAUGUGGUUGUAACUGUUCCACUAGGUGUACUCAAAGAGAACCAUCAGGCAAUGUUCACACCAGCGCUACCCGUCAUCAACCAACAGGCCAUCACCGGAAUUUACUUCGGAACGGUCAACAAAAUAUAUCUUCUGUUCGACAAGCCCAUUCCGGAAGAACUUUCCACCUCGCUGUCCCUGCUUUGGUACAAGUCCGACCUGGAAGCCUUAAGGCGUUCCAAACACGCAUGGACAGAGGCAGUGUCCACCUUAUUUCGCGUCGAUCAUCAACCAAACGUGCUAGCCGCUUGGUUGAAUGGGAUCGAAGGUCGUGAGGCAGAACUACUACCGGAUGAUGUCAUCCAGGCAGGUUUAGUGCAUCUGUUGAGUAUUUUUGUCGGGAAUCUUAAUUUCGGUAACGUGCAAGGUGUACUAAGGUCCAAAUGGUCAUCGAAUCGUCUGUUCCGGGGAUCUUACUCUAGUCGAUCGAUGACGACGGAAAAGUUGGGCACUGGAGCGAAAUAUCUUUCCACGCCUUUGACAGAUGCCACUAACAAACCUGUGGUAUUGUUUGCCGGAGAAGCUACCAGCCGCUUCCAAUACUCCACGGUUCAUGGCGCCAUCGAGAGCGGAUUUCGUGAAGCUGACCGUUUGCUCAAGCUGUAUCAGUGA